Truncatella angustata is the source of this 1677-nucleotide messenger RNA. Its product is annotated as putative MFS transporter. Gene Ontology annotation, biological process: transmembrane transport. NCBI's taxonomy places the organism in Eukaryota, Fungi, Ascomycota, Sordariomycetes, Amphisphaeriales, Sporocadaceae. The transcript has 2 exons. The record is from RefSeq and is a predicted model, not a curated record. Bases 1 to 1677 code for a protein of 558 amino acids. Gene Ontology annotation, molecular function: transmembrane transporter activity.
AUGUCAAGUCGCCAAAGAAACGCAGAGAAGGCUCUCCAUGAUCAGACCGACAUCUUGCCCAAAGCAAAACUGCUUGUUGUCUUGGCCACACUUUCACUGACGCUUCUGAUUGCCUUUAUCGACCAAAAUGGCAUUGGUGUUACUCUCCCAACUAUUGCGGAAGACCUCAAUGCUGCCAAUACCAUAUCCUGGGCAGGCACUUCAUCCUUGAUCGCCAAUACCACUUUUCAGAUGCUAUAUGGUCGAUUGUCUGACAUUUUCGGCAGAAAAGUCGUAUACUUGGCUGCGAUCGGUCUGCUCUCGAUUGCUGCACUACUAUGUGGUCUCUCAAAGAACGCAGCCAUGUUCUACGUUUUUAGGGGUGUGGCUGGAAUAGGAGGCGGUGGCAUAACGAAUCUUUCCAUGAUCAUCCUGUCUGACAUCGUGACACUGGAACAACGCGGAAAGUACCAAGGAAUUAUUGGCGCUUUUGUUGGGCUGGGAAAUGUGGCUGGACCGUUCUUGGCCGCCGCGUUCAUCUCGCGGACGACGUGGAGAGCAUUUUUCUGGAUGACCUCACCCCUGGCAGCCCUUGUGGGUUGUGUAGCAUGGUAUUUACUACCGUCGAAAACACCAACCGUCGGGCUCAAAGAAAGUGUCAAGAAGAUCGAUUAUGGCGGUGUCUUGGCUUCAUCUAUAGGAGUCAUUUUCAUACUGAUACCAAUCAGUGGCGGCGGCUCGUACUUCCCUUGGGAGUCUCCCAUGGUCAUCAGCAUGUUGACGAUCGGAAGUCUGUCUUUUGUGCUUUUUGUGCUGCUCGAGUGGAAAGUUGCCUCGCUCCCGAUGAUGCCACUGAUGAUCUUCAAGAACCCGGUAGUUGCGGUAAUGCUGUGCCAAAGCUUUCUCUUUGGCGCGGUCUACCAGUCGUACUUAUACUACUUACCCUUAUAUUUCCAGAACGUCAAGCAGUAUUCGGUCAUUGUGUCUGCCGCCUUUACUGCUGUUCUCGUGUCAUUCCAAGCGGGGUUCUCGAUCCUAUCGGGGCAGUAUAUUUCUAGAAGAAAACGCUACGGCGAGGUAAUCUGGGUGGGCUUCGGUUUAUGGACUCUUGGAUCUGGGCUCAUGCUCUAUUAUAACCGAGAGACAUCGCCAGGAUUGAUCGUAGUUCCCUUGAUAUUUGUUGGUAUCGGAGUAGGCUUUAUCUUCCAGCCUACGCUUGUUGCCUUCCAGGCGCACGUUCCAAAAUCAAAGCGAGCAGUCAUUGUCUCCAAUCGAAAUUUCUUCCGAUGCGCUGGAGGUGCGUGUGGUUUGGCUAUUUCGGCCGCUGUGCUCCAGGCCGCUCUGCGAGCCCAUCUACCCGUAGAGUACAGCUACCUGGCAGAAGACACGUACUCGCUCCCCAAGUUCGAGGGGCCGGGCUUCGACGCUGUUCUUGAUGCUUAUAUGGCUGCGAGCAGAGCCGUAUUCAUCCUUCAAGUGCCCCUCAUCGGUACUUGCUUGCUGGGUUGCCUUUUUGUGAAGGAUAGAGGACUACAGCCACCCGAGGAGCCUAAGGCCAAGAGUCUCGAUGUCUCGUCUACGGGCGACUCUGUACAACAGCAGCAGGUUGUCACUGCCGAGGAAGGAAAGAUCACCGCUGGACCUCAAGUUGAUUCAAAUGCUACGGCCACACGAAAUUUCGUACCCGCCAGUAGAUAG